Molecule: messenger RNA, 1149 nt
Organism: Protopterus annectens (West African lungfish)
Lineage: Eukaryota; Metazoa; Chordata; Ceratodontiformes; Protopteridae
Exons: 6
Coding region: 219-917 (232 amino acids)
Source: RefSeq, a predicted model, not a curated record
UUGCCACAAGGGACUUCUAACACCACAUGGAUGGUGUUAAACAGUACUAAUGUGCUGGGAGCUCGACCAAAAACCAUGAGCUCCUCUUUUCACAUUUUACCUGUACCUGUGAAGAAGAAAGAGAACCUGAACAGAGGUCGUUCGUUGAAUUGCAAUGCAAAGAAGCGAAAAACAUCCAUGUGAAUGCCAAUGGCAAUAGAGACUGUAAUGAAUUCAGCAUGGAUAUCAUAAAAAGUGUGAUGAUCAUGUCCAUGUUAAGUAGUGGAAUUUACUCACAAACCAGCUGCCCUGCAUUUGUACAGACCUACCAGUCUCCUGCAUUGCCUGUCUUCUACAGUAACCAGUCUUUAACACUCUGCUGUUGGUUCAUACCUCCCCCUUGCACCAUUGAUAAAGUGUAUUUCUACUGGUUUAAAGGCCGUGAAAGGCUAAAGAAUGACGGUGGCCAGCGGGUUGAAAUGUGGCAGCACAAUGGGUUCAGCUUUCUACACAUUCGGCAGCUCUACCCCAAAGACAGUGACAUCUACACCUGCAGUAUAACAAUAAUGCUGACCUCCCAUCUGAUGGUGGUUGGAAAAGGAAACAGCACCCACAUAAAGGUGAUUGAUGGAAUACAAGCAAAGAAUAUGACACAACUGCAUCCAAAUCACAAUUCAUUAUCAAGAUCCUGGCUGCAUCACAUCUAUGUUAGCCUGUCAGUGGUAACUGCGAGCAUUAUAAUUCUGUGUUUUGGGAUGUGGUUCAUCAUAAGAAACAGAGAAAAGAAAAGGAAGAAAUCAAAAGGAGCUGCAGAGAAUAAAAGGGAUCAGGAAUUGGAGUCUGAAUCAAUUGAAUAUGCCAUGCUGCAGUUUGGAGACACAAAUAAUGAUGUUCCAGUGCUGAAACAUGUUACUACAUCACAAGAUUUUGCACUUUAAAGUAACAUAGUAGUGGGGUACAAAUAAUUAGUGUUACAAAUUAAAAACCUUCAAAUCUGGAAGGACCACACCAAAAAUAAAUAACUGUUCUGUCAGUUACACAGUCAUUAAACUUGUAAUCUGCUUGUAACUAUGUACACAAAAGACAAUUUAUUAUGCAGUUCAUGAAAACAUAUUUAAAACCUAGAGAUAUGUGUGUGUAAAACUCAAUAUACAAACUCACAAGUGACAC